Postia placenta MAD-698-R-SB12 is the source of this 1524-nucleotide messenger RNA. RefSeq lists its product as hypothetical. The coding region runs from base 1 to 1524 and encodes 507 amino acids. Lineage: Eukaryota; Fungi; Basidiomycota; Agaricomycetes; Polyporales; Adustoporiaceae. Gene Ontology annotation, molecular function: oxidoreductase activity. The record is from RefSeq and is a predicted model, not a curated record. The transcript has 8 exons.
AUGCGCUGGUGCCUACUCGCCCUUCUGCUUGUAGACUUUCACUAUGUGCACGCACGUUCAGUCCCACGCUCCGCACUCUCCGACGAGGACGCCGAACCUGCUGCCGACCCUAAGAUCCUCAUCCUAGGUGGUGGCGUAGCUGGUGUGAUUGCGGCACGUACCUUUUACGAGCAAGGCAUUACAAAUUUCGUCAUUGUGGAGGCUCGAGAUGAGCUUGGUGGUCGCCUGCAGUCUCAGACUAUCGGCGCCCCAGGCAAAGAACUGCUUGUCGAAUACGGUGCGAACUGGGUACAGGGUACGCAGGCCUCCGAAGGCGGCCCGGAGAACCCUAUUUGGUCUCUUGUAAAAAAACACGGCCUGAAUACUACGAGCAGCGACUGGUUCGGGAGCAUGACAACGUACGAUGAGAAUGGACCCGCGGAUUAUCUUGACACGUUCGACAAGUCGACCGACGUGUACAACGAGCUCACUGUCGUCGCCGGCGCGCGCGUGGAGCAGCAGCUGGUGGACUUGACCGCGCGCUCAGGCUACUCGCUGAUCGGCUCAAAGCCGAUGACACCCGCGGACAAGGCGUGCGAGUACUACGCCUUUGAUUGGGAGUACGCUCAGAGCCCGCUGGAAUCGUCGUGGAUUGCUAGCUCCUGGGGAAACAAUUUCACGUACGACCCUGACCAAGGCGGCUUCGGAGACACCAACGCGAUGUCUAUCGACCAGCGCGGGUUUAAACACUUCAUCCAGGCGGAGGCUGCUGACUUUCUGCAGCCGGAGCAGUUCAUACUCAACGCGACCGUAACGAACAUCGCGUAUUCCUCCGACAGGGUGGAGGUGACACUGAAAGAUGGGACCGUGCUGACGGCGGACUACGCGUUAUGCACGUUCAGCCUGGGCGUGCUGCAGAACGAUGAUGUUGUCUUCCAGCCUGCUCUGCCUGACUGGAAGCAGGAAGCCAUCCAGAGCAUGGUCAUGGCGACGUAUACCAAAAUCUUCCUUCAGUUCCCAGAGGACUUCUGGUUUGAUACGCAGAUGGGCCUGUACGCAGAUCCGGUCCGAGGAAGAUAUCCGGUCUGGCAGAACAUGAACCUCACGGGUUUCUUCCCGGGCUCUGGUGUGAUCUUUGUCACUGUUACGGGUGAAUUUUCCCAACGCAUCGAGGCACUGCCCGACAAACAGGUCCAAAAGGAAGUCCUGGAAGUCCUCCAAGCCAUGUUCCCUAACGCGACGAUUCCCGAGCCCACGACCUUCUUCUUUCACCGGUGGCACAGCGACCCGCUCUUCCGCGGAUCGUACUCGAAUUGGCCGCCGUCCUUUUUCAGCGAGCAUCAUCAGAACUUGCGCGCGACGGUAGACGAGCGGCUGUGGUUCGCAGGCGAGGCUACGAGCCAGAAGUACUUUGGCUUCUUGCACGGCGCCUACUACGAAGGAUUGGACGUCGCCAAUAAUCUGGCGCAGUGCGUUCAAGGAAACGGAUGUGCAUUUAUUGCGAACGUUACCGAGGUCACGAACGCGUACCCAUACGUCAUUUAA